AUGAAGGCGAUGGUUGUGAGUCCAGUUGGGGGUCGUGUACCACCGAGCCGUGGGGUACUUCACAGUAGUUUGGGUAUAAAUGGUACCCGACGUGACCUGGAAGCUGAGGAGGUCGCAGCAUAUCUCACUAAACUCAGGUCCCUUGUGCCUGAUAUGCCGAGAAAACGUAAAUUAUCAAAACUCGAGGUUAUCCAGAGGGUUAUUGAGUACAUAUGUGAUUUACAAACAACACUCGAAGAGACUAAUAUACAUCAGGAUAAUACGGUUAAGACAACGACGAGACAACCGUUGCAACCACUAUUGAAUGCACCAACAAGCACAAGCUCAUCUACGGCUGCUGUUGCUGAACGGUGA
Molecule: messenger RNA, 354 nt
Organism: Diachasmimorpha longicaudata
Lineage: Eukaryota; Metazoa; Arthropoda; Insecta; Hymenoptera; Braconidae
Gene: emc
Product: DNA-binding protein inhibitor ID-2-A
Exons: 1
Coding region: 1-354 (117 amino acids)
Biological process (GO): circadian regulation of gene expression; negative regulation of transcription by RNA polymerase II; cell differentiation
Cellular component (GO): nucleus; cytoplasm
Molecular function (GO): protein dimerization activity; transcription regulator activity
Source: RefSeq, a predicted model, not a curated record